This is a messenger RNA of Effrenium voratum, 1682 nucleotides long. Lineage: Eukaryota; Dinophyceae; Suessiales; Symbiodiniaceae. The record is from the annotation of a GenBank genome assembly.
AGAGACCCGACAUGGGCCCAAGCCUUCGCUCGCUCCUCCGCUAAAAGGGCGAUCGGGCGCGUCGCGUUUCGCAGCGAUGCCGCGCCAUGUCGAAGCUGACGGCCUUGGUGCAAGCCGUGGGGCGGAAGCAGCACUGGUGGGAGGCCCUGGCGCUGGUAGAGCGGUCCAAGCAGGACAGCGCGCAGGCGCUGCUCGUGGUUUCAGCGCUGUGCAGGAGGGCCUCGGCGUGGCAGAGGUCCCUGGCUUUGCUGGGCGCCUUGCCCAGUUUGGACGCCGCGGCUGCCGUGGCAUCCUCUUGGGCAUGGGCCAGCCGAUGGCAGCAGGCGCUGCUGAUCCAGGGCGAGGAGGCGGCUCUGGCGGCGAUCUCUGCAGCGACGUCCAGCCACCACUGGCAGGCGGCGCUGCGGCUGCUGCCCGGCGCCGGAGGCGGCACCGGCGGCCGCCUCGCCGCGCGGCUCGCCGGCUCCGCGGGCCGGGGCUCCGCCUGGCAGCUGGCGAUGGAGGCUUUCGGCAUCCUGAAAGAGCAAGACGUGCCGGACGAGGUCAUGUACAACGCAACGAUGACCGCCUGCCGCCAUGCCACUGAAUGGCAGAACGUGCUUAACCUGUUUGCAGAGCUGAAUGCCAACCUCGAGGUCACGCACAGCACAGCCCUCACAGCUGUUUUAGCUUCUUGCGGCCAGGCGUCUGAGUGGGAGAUUGCCUUGCAAAGUCUGUUUCAGUGGAAGGGCCAGGCAGAUGUCACAAGCUUCACCGCCGCGAUCCAUGCCUGUGAGCAGGGCAGGAGAUGGGUUGCCGCGCUCGACAUUUUCGCGAAGAGCCCGGCAGUGGAUGUGCCUUGCUUCGGCGCAGCCCUGUCCGCUUGCGCGGCCGCAGGGCGAUGGAUGGAGGCUCUGCAGAUCUUUGACGCCAUGAGGGCCGCCGGUUUGCAGGCGGAUGCUGCCUGCCGCACGGCCUUGGUGGAUGCUGUGUCCAGGUCCUCCUGGGCUCGCGGCUUGGUUUUGCUGAACGCCCUGCGCGCCGGGGAUGGGGAUGUGGGGGAUCUGCUGCUGUGCGGCGCUGUGCUGGCCGGGUGCCAGGAGGCCGCGCAGUGGCACCAGGCCUUGAGCUUGUUCGAGGCCAUGGCCAAGACAUCCUUGACAGCCAGCGGCAGCCUGCUGCUGUCCCUGCAGAAGGCUGGCAAGUGGCGCCACGCCUUGACCGUGGUCUCGCGCCUUCCGAGCCUUCCGACGGCGGUGAAUCUCCUGGGGCUAAGGACUGCGGAGCAGUGCUCGCAGCGCACAGCCGCGCUGCGGAUGCUGCAUGGGUCGGGAUGGCCUCGCUUGGGCGAGUUCAAGCCAGUUGAGCUGGUGCUGUAUAGCUCAGUGGUGACUGCCCGGCUUCUGGAGAGGAAGCUGCAUCGAACGAUAUUCUCGCCCUUGUUGACCUCUCUAGGGCUCAGUGUUUCUGCACACGCCGGUUUGUCCCUGGUCCGGCCCGUCCACUUCACAGUGCUGCAGGCUGCUGCAGGUUUGGGAGCGGAGCGCAUUCGCGUUGCUGCGGAGGGCCUUCAAGUUGCACCGCCGAAGCGCCUUGUGAGCAAAUGCCAAGCUGCCGGAGAAAUGCGCGCGCUGCACUCGAUGAGACCGGCAGUCAGGUUGGCUGGCACCGGUGAGAGGCACAGCCAGGGGUCUAUAAGUUAA